AUGUCACUGUUCUCUGAAGAAGAUUGCGAGCUCUUUAACGGGUUCGGUUCGGCCCCUCUACUGAGGAACCCUUCCCAAACUGGCCGCAGAACGAAGAAAAGAUGGUCGUUCCACAACAAUACCAAGCCAAAUUUGACCGACCAGCCCGCUUCAUUCAGCUCAGGCAGAAGGCUCAGUGAUGUUACGGGCAUUGACGGGGUCCACAAGGAAAUAGAUCCCUAUCACAUCUCGCCAGCGCAGUUGUACUCAACGGAGAGUGGCCGCUUGUUCCACGCCGGGAAAAUCUGUAUUGCGUUGGCCGGGUUACCGGGACGUGGAAAAACACACUUAUCGGUGUCUUUGACGAGAUAUUUGCGUUGGUUGGGAGUCAAAACCCACAGUUUUCAUUUGGGCGACUACAGACGUGCAACGGCACCCAACGACGACUUGGAUCAGGUGUUGUAUGUCGCUGGCGGAGACGGGAAUGUGCCCGAUCCGCUCAAAAACCCCACUGUGGAUGACUGCUUAAAUGACAUCCUUAACUUCUUCAAGAAUGACAAGGGGCAGGUGGCUAUCUACGAUGCGGUGAACGCCUUGCCAGAACACAGACAACAGCUCCAAGAGAAGUUUGCCAGUGUAAACAUCCAGUGCAUUUUUAUUGAAUCGGUCGUCACAAACGAGUCGAUCUUGAUGAAGAACAUGGAAACAGCGGCAAGACUGUCGCCAGACUACGAGAACUGGAACUACGAAGAGGCAUACAAGGACUACUCAUCGAGAAUACAAAGCCUCACGCCAUACUAUAAGGAGUUGAGUGACGUUGAAAACAUCUCUUAUAUUAAGAUGAUCAACUUUGGCGAAAGAAUAGAGUUACACAAUUCCAACUACGGCUACCUAAUCAACAAAGUGGUGUUUUUCUUGAUGAACUCACGGAUCAAGCUGGGGUCAGUCUUCUUUGCACGUUGUUACAAGAACGACCUCGACUAUUCCAAAGACCCACCUUUGGACGAGGCCGGAUACAAGUACGCAAAGAACUUGACCAGAACGUUGACGAAGUAUCUCGCGUCCAAGGGCAGAGACAUCAUAACCCCAAAGAGCUCUUCUACUGACGUGGCUGGCAUGAAAAGUACCUUAUCUACAGAUGUGAAGCACCCUCCUAACGGAGCAGACGGCGUUCACGAGGACUCAUUUGUUGUGUGGACAUCUGUAAAAAGAAGAACCAUCGAGGCCACACAAUUCUUCCAGGAAAUGGGAAUCAACGUUCGUCACAGAAUCCAGUUGUCACAGAAGAACCCAGGCAUCGUUGCAGGCAUGAGUGACGAGGAAAUUCAGGAGAAAUUUCCUCUGGAAUAUGAGCUGUUUUUGAAGGAUCCUUACCACCACAGGUUCUCCAGAGCAGAGCUGUACCAUGACUUGGCCAUCAAAAUCGAGCCUUUGAUUCUCGAAAUGGAACGCAUGAGCGGAGACAUACUAAUCAUUGCCGACGAGACCGUGUUGCGUGUGUUCCAUGGCUACUUAAUGGCAUGUUCGUGCUACGACAUCCCUUCAUUAGAGUUCAGCACUGACGAAAUUAUUGAAGUCAAGUUCAAUGCUUACUCGAAUAGUGCCAAACGUAUUCCCAUCGAGGAUUUCGACUAA
Candidozyma auris is the source of this 1614-nucleotide messenger RNA. Its product is annotated as bifunctional fructose-2,6-bisphosphate 2-phosphatase/6-phosphofructo-2-kinase. The transcript has a single exon. Gene Ontology annotation, cellular component: cytosol. The record is from RefSeq and is a predicted model, not a curated record. Gene Ontology annotation, biological process: fructose 2,6-bisphosphate metabolic process; fructose metabolic process. Gene Ontology annotation, molecular function: ATP binding; fructose-2,6-bisphosphate 2-phosphatase activity; 6-phosphofructo-2-kinase activity. The coding region runs from base 1 to 1614 and encodes 537 amino acids. Lineage: Eukaryota; Fungi; Ascomycota; Pichiomycetes; Serinales; Metschnikowiaceae.